AUGGCAUUUAAGAGAAGCUCCCGUAUAUUUGCCAACCAAGGAGCCGCCGGCGACCCAGGCCACCAAAGUCAGAUGGCCUCGGCGUAUUUAUCCCAGCGAAGCUCUCGGAACUCUCUCCAAGACGGCAGUAUCGAGGCCGCUCAUGACAAGGAGGAGAGUCAGCGCAAUGAUGCCAUAACCCGGGAAUCACAAGCCACUACUUCUCGGUCACAUAGUCUCGCCGCCAGCGACAAGGACACGCUUAUGAAUACUUCAAGUAGAUGUGCCGAAAAUACAGCCACGUCGAUGUCUCCGUCUACCUCUGUCUCAGACUCUCUCGAUUGCCUUGUGCCUGGAUCAAAUGGCCGCCCGAUCAAUUUCGGCGUAGUGUUCCCUGGUGUAUACCGGAGCAGCUAUCCAAAGCCCCAGGAUUACCACUUUUUGGGAGAUUUAGGCCUCAAAACAAUCCUGACUCUGGUGAAGAAGGACCAAGUAGAUCAUGACUUAAAGUCGUUCUUAACCACAAAUGGUAUUCGCCAAAUCGUCUUCAACAUGAAGGGAACCAAAAAAGAGGCCAUCCCCAUGAGCACCAUGAGGGCUAUUCUUGAAGUCGUGUUGGAUUCAAAAAAUUAUCCCUUAAUGAUCCACUGCAACCACGGCAAGCAUCGAACUGGUUGUGUGGUGGCUGCGAUCCGCAAACUCUCUGGCUGGCAAUUGAAUGCCGUCGUCGACGAAUACAAGGCCUAUGCAGAGCCGAAGGUCCGCGAAUGUGACGUCGACUAUAUCAACGCCUUUCCUUGCCUGCAACACUUGUAUCACGUGUACGGGGAGCCCGCUAGAUUCAGCCCAGUUCAAGUGCGAUCCUUCUUUCGGGGCCUUCUCUUUACCUCGUUUGCCAUGGUAGUUUGGCUGGUUUCAGGGUCGCGAAUACAUCUAGGAACUCGCGAUUCUGUCAUGUGA
Molecule: messenger RNA, 939 nt
Organism: Metarhizium album ARSEF 1941
Lineage: Eukaryota; Fungi; Ascomycota; Sordariomycetes; Hypocreales; Clavicipitaceae
Product: tyrosine phosphatase
Exons: 3
Coding region: 1-939 (312 amino acids)
Biological process (GO): protein dephosphorylation
Cellular component (GO): cytoplasm
Molecular function (GO): phosphatase activity; inositol diphosphate tetrakisphosphate diphosphatase activity
Source: RefSeq, a predicted model, not a curated record